Messenger RNA from Rhagoletis zephyria (snowberry fruit fly), 708 nucleotides. RefSeq lists its product as uncharacterized. NCBI's taxonomy places the organism in Eukaryota, Metazoa, Arthropoda, Insecta, Diptera, Tephritidae. The record is from RefSeq and is a predicted model, not a curated record.
AUGACGACUUUUAACGCAGAACAGUUUGAAAGGCUCUUACAAGCCGUUAGUAGUUACAAUUCUCGACCUGGCUCAUUUAGCAACUGCACUGCUCGUUUUAGUGGCGAGCGUAGUUCCACAAAAGUUGAGGAAUUUAUCGCCGCAAUUUCCACUUUUAAGGCGGUUGAAAAGAUAAGCGAUGUAGAUGCUAUUAGCGGAAUGCCAAUGAUAUUAGAGGGUGAUGCAGCAGAAUGGUGGCGUGGAGUAAAAUCAAAGGCCGAAGCUUUUGAUGAUAUUAUUCGCAUGCUGCGUGAAGCAUUUUCUCCUCCAAAGCCAUCGUGGCGUAUUUAUGUUGAGGUGUUUGAAACAAAACAGCAAAAGAAUGAGGCGACGGACAUUUUCAUCCGGAAAAAGCGCGCACUCCUGUCCCAAUUGCAUAAUGUGCCAGCUGAAGCUGACCAAAUUGAUAUUCUGUUUGGGCUGUUGCACGUACAAAUCCGCGAUAGGGUGAACCGUCAUAAAAUUUCGAAUUUUGAUGAAUUGUUGAGAGAAGCUCGUGAAGCAGAGUUCUUUUGGCAAGAACGCAAACAGCACGUUACGCACAAUGACGAUCAUGCUAGCACAAGUAGUUCGGCACGCUGUGGGUUUUGUCGUAAGAAGGGUCAUAGCAUGGAAGUUUGUUUUAAAAGGAAGAAUGAAGAGGCGAAAGAGGACACGCUGCAAACAUAG